This is a messenger RNA of Ictalurus punctatus (channel catfish), 4053 nucleotides long. It is a transcript of the gene esrp1, whose product is annotated as epithelial splicing regulatory protein 1. NCBI's taxonomy places the organism in Eukaryota, Metazoa, Chordata, Actinopteri, Siluriformes, Ictaluridae. The transcript has 15 exons. Gene Ontology annotation, cellular component: ribonucleoprotein complex. The coding region runs from base 215 to 2365 and encodes 716 amino acids. Gene Ontology annotation, molecular function: RNA binding. The record is from RefSeq and is a predicted model, not a curated record.
UUUUUGCAUAGAGUUUCACACGCAAUCGAAAGGCUACGGAGACAUAAAGGAGCUCGGCGCAGUGCUUACCUGUCCUUAGGUGUGGGGGUGACUGGGGGCCCUUACUUCACUGUCACCUGGGAAUUUCUCUGGUAUCAGGGUUUCGGGUUGUUAACAUUUGCUUUAUUUCUUUUCAUUUUUUUUCUUCUUCCGUUUACUUGUGUAUUUUUAAAAAAUGACGGUCAAUCCUGAAUACCUGGUGCUGCUCUUCACCACGACGUCUGGCGCGAGCGGAGACCUGUUAGGUUCAGACGAGAAGGAAAUCAUUCAGCUGGUGUGGCAGGUCUUGAAUUUAGGCAAUAAAACGACUGGUGCAGUGAAUGAAGUGCUGGUGAAGCCGGAGAGUGUGGAGCUGACGGAGGACUGCAGGGAGGCGAGCGGCCUCAGUGAGGAGGCCCUUUCAGCUGCUGCUCCGCUCGAACAAGCUCUCAGUCAGUUUAAUGAAAGGUUGCAGUCAGAAAUAAGCACAAGUUCAGGAAACUCCUUCUGCCUCUGCACGGAUGGUCAGCUUCACCUGCGUCAGGUUCUGCACCCAGAAGCUUCCAGCAAGAACAUCCCACUACCCGAAUGUUUUUUCUCGUUUUUUGACCUGCGGAAAGAGUUCAAGAAGCAUGUCCCAUCUGCGGCUGAUCUGAAGGAUUUGGAUCUUAAGUUUAUGACAGAUUACCUGAAUGUGAAGGUGGAUUCUGUUAAUAACUUUACUGCGCUAAAGAUUCAGCAGAUGUCCAGCAUUGCUCUAGCACUCGUCUCUGAGCCUGUCUGUCAACUGUUCUCGUGCCCUGAGAAAGUGAAUGAGAAGUUUGAAACUGGUACCUGCAGCAAGAUGGAGAGGAUAGAUGACAAUACUGUGAUCAGGGCUCGAGGCCUUCCCUGGCAAUCCUCAGACCAGGACGUUGCACGCUUCUUCAGGGGUCUCAACAUUGCCAAAGGGGGUGCUGCUCUAUGCCUGAAUGCUCAGGGCAGAAGGAAUGGUGAGGCACUCGUUCGGUUUGAGAGUGAAGAACACCGGGACCUGGCGCUGCAGAGACAUAAACAUCACAUGGGCUCAAGAUACAUUGAGGUUUAUAAAGCAACUGGUGAAGACUUCUUAAAGAUAGCAGGAGGCACCUCUAAUGAAGUUGCAAAAUUCCUCUCACGGGAGAACCAGGUGAUCGUGCGCAUGCGAGGGUUACCGUUCACUGCCACAGCUGAGCAGGUGCUGCAGUUCUUCGCUCCGUCGUGCCCAGUGACGGACGGCACAGAGGGUAUACUAUUUGUGCGCUUCCCUGAUGGCAGGCCCACCGGGGACGCUUUUGUCUUGUUCUCCUGUGACGAGUACGCAGAGAAUGCACUGAAGAAGCACAAGGAAAUCCUGGGCAAGAGGUACAUUGAGCUGUUCAAGAGCACAGCGGCAGAGGUGCAACAGGUUUUGAACAGAUAUUCCUCGGUGCCGCUAAUUCCAGUGGCCCCCUCACCUAUCCUGCCCUUAGUUGCCCAGCCAGCGUUUGUGCCACCAACAAUUGCUGCCAUACACGGAACGAGGGACUGUCUGAGACUGAGAGGUCUGCCAUAUGACGCUACUGUUCAAGAUAUCCUGCUAUUCCUAGGCGAAUACACAGCCGAUAUUAAACCACAUGGAGUACACAUGGUUCUCAAUCAGCAGGGCCGUCCAUCGGGUGAUGCAUUCAUCCAGAUGCGGUCGGUGGAAAGGGCGCAUGCUACAGCUCAGCGCUGCCACAAGCGCAGCAUGAAGGAACGCUACGUGGAGGUAUUCGCCUGCUCGGCACAGGAGAUGAAUGUGGUGCUGAUGGGUGGCUCGCUCUCAAGGAGCGGCCUUUCGCCGCCACCAUGUAAGUUACGACGUCUAUCUCCUGCAUCUUACUCUUUCCCUCCUGCGGGGGCUGUACUUCCUGCUGGCGCAGUGCUUCCUACAGGGGCAGUCCUUCCUGUGGAGGCAGCAGGUCUCUAUCCCUCCCAGUUCCUGUUGAGUCCCCGCCCAAUGGCACCGGCUACGUUCUACCCAGCUAACAACCAGAUGUACAUAAACUACACGGCCUACUAUCCAAGCCCCCCAGGUUCUCCACCCAAUGUGGGCUACUUCCCAGCAAGUACACACACACCUGGCUCUGUCCUCUCCAGCCCACAUGCAGCACUGAUCAGGAUGCAGGGCCAUACAUCCACUCAUACCUACACCAACGGAGUAAAGGAAAUCCUCAGCAUGGUGCAGGCUUAUCAGCCCAGCAACAGUGAAGCCUUGGUUACUCUGCCCCCCCUGCUCUCAGCCAAACAACCUAUGGCAGAUCAGAGCCUCGGAGGAGGGGCCUAUCUGGACUUGCAGUUGAUGUAGUCUGUGCCAGUCAUAAAGCCACAUCGUUUUAUUGGAAAAGUUUGGCCCUCAGCAACAUAGCAUGUUUUGUCAUUCUAGCUAUUUAUGUGAACUUAUAAAAAGAAUAUAUUAGAAUGUUUGUAUAUAUUGCACACUGUUUUACUGCAUUGCUAUAUAUGAGUUCAGUAAUAUUCUGCUUGUAGACAAGUAGUAGUUUCUCUCAGAGAUAUAUGUGCCUUUGUUUUGUGUGUGUGUGUGUGUGUGUGUGUGUGUUAUAACGAAUAAUCGCUCAGGAAAAAGUUAAACCAGAAUGAGCAUUUUUUUUUGCCAUCUGCUUCGAAUCAAACUUUCUAUUAUUCAUUUUUCAGCCAAAUUGUUAGAAAAAAUUGCAUAUCUUUCUGUAGAGAUCUCUGUCUUUUUGUGUGUGUGUGUGUGUGUGUGUGUGUGUGUGUGUGUGGCCUUGUCUGAUGUGAAUGUUGUGAGUGUUCGUGCCUUUAUCCCAGCUGAUGUGACUCUACAGUUAGUAUGUUGGAACGCAUAUAGAUGGCCUCAAGCUUGACUUUUUUUUUUUUUUUUUUUUUUUUAAGCUUCUACGAUGAAGUUCAAAGAGCUAUGUAACAUGAAAUGUUUACAAGGUAUGCCACAUCCUUAUGCGUGGCCGAGUGCAGUAGGUUUGGAGCACAGGUGUCGUCGCUCACAGAAGUUUGCUUUAAUCAUUUCGCCAAAAACCAUUCAGGGUCAGAAAAAGGAACAACCAGUACUUACUGUACUCUCUCUCUCUCUCUCUCUCUCUCUCUCUCUAUAUAUAUAUAUAUAUAUGUGUGUGUGUGUGUGUGUGUGUGUGUGUGUGUGUGUGUGUGUGUGUGUGUGUGUGUAUAUAUGUAUGUGUGUGUGUGUGUGUGUGUGUAGCUGUUGUGCCUCAUCCUUUAAAUACACAAGUGUCAUCCUCAACCAUUUGAUAGAGAAACACUUGUACCAUUUAGUUUUAAUUGCUGCAAAUCGGUAGACGUUUUUAUGUUUUAUGUAUGUCUGUGUGUGUGUGUGUGUGUGUGUGUGUGUGUGGGUGCAAUAAUCAGUGUGUGUACUUACUGUGCUCAACAAGUGUUUUGGGCCUACUAGAACAGACAUACACACAUGUAUUUCAGAUUAUCAAGGUUGUUUGUGCAUGUAAUGUGAUUUGAAUUACAAGCCUGUGUCAAUGCACAGGCUUUUUUUUAUUGGCCAUGAUUCUCACAGCUUGUUCUCACUGCUUUUUUUAGUAAAGAAUUUUUAAUUAUGUCUAGACUUUUAUAAAAUGUAGGAUUAAAACAUUUUUUUCACUAAGAUGCAACGUUUUAGCUCCAUUGAGUUCCUUCCCAAACGUGCCAACAGGAAGUAGUACAGAAAGCACUACUUAAUUAUACCAGGAAAAUCUCAAUUUAUGCCAUAUCAGAUGUCAGACAUUUGUUUGGCUAUAAUGUUAUGGACAAAGUGUUAUUUUAUUUUGGUAUUUUUAUGUUAACUUAAAAAGAAAAAAAAAUAAAGAAAAAUGUUAACAAAUGUAUGGAAUUAUUAUUAUAUUUGACUUUAGUGAUUUAAUUUCUUCUACACUCGUGAUCUGUAAUUUAUCAAAAUGCAAUAAGGGCAAGCUGUUUUAAAUGAGCACUUAUUUCCCAUCUGAUUCUGCAUCAUUGCAAACCUUGGUCCUUCAAUAAAGCACAUAAUUGCCA